Pipistrellus kuhlii (Kuhl's pipistrelle) is the source of this 1907-nucleotide messenger RNA. It is a transcript of the gene TANK, whose product is annotated as TRAF family member associated NFKB activator. The transcript has 8 exons. Gene Ontology annotation, biological process: canonical NF-kappaB signal transduction. Bases 256 to 1539 code for a protein of 427 amino acids. The record is from RefSeq and is a predicted model, not a curated record. NCBI's taxonomy places the organism in Eukaryota, Metazoa, Chordata, Mammalia, Chiroptera, Vespertilionidae.
AGCAUUCUAGAGCCUGUGUGCAAAGCUUUCAGACUCUGUAACUGCCCACAUCUUAAAAGAGGAGUAGUCUGUGAAGGAAGACUUGUAAUCUGAAGAAGAGGUGAGCAAAAAUUUCUGUAGUUCCUAUUGAUUCGCAACCUAAGCAAGGUGGCCAGGAUGUCUUAAACUGAAGUGUGGCUGACUUAUUCCCCUCUUGCUUCUGCUAAACCUGUCAUUUACUCCAUCCUCUAUAGGGAUGCUACAGGACAGAGAGGAAUGGAUAAAAACAUUGGUGAGCAACUCAAUAAAGCUUAUGAAGCCUUCCGACAGGCAUGUAUGGAUAGAGAUUCUGCAAUUAAAGAACUACAGCAAAAGCAGACUGAAAACUAUGAGCAGAGAAUACGUGAGCAACAGGAACAGCUGUCCCGUCAGCAAACUAUUAUUGACAAGCUAAAAUCACAGUUACUUCUUGUGAAUUCCAGUGAAGAUAACAGUUAUUGCUGUAUGCCCCUGCUUGAAGACAGUGAAGCAAGGAAGAAUAAUUUGACCCUUAAACAGCCACUUGAUAAAGUAAAAUCAGGAAUACCAAAAGAAAAAGAAUCAAAGGAAAGAAGACAAGAGGUUUCUUCUACUAGAAAAGAAACUUCACCAAGGAAUUUUGACAAUCCUUUAUUCCAUGAAAGGAGUUAUAUAGAGAAGACUUUCUGGGAUCUGAAAGAAGAAUUUCAUAGAAUAUGCAUGCUAGCAAAAGCUCAAAAAGACCACUUAAGCAAACUUAAUGUCCCAGCCACUGCAGCUGAAACACAGUGCUCGGUGCCUAUACAGUGUACGGAUAAAGCAGAUAAACAAGAAGCGCUGUUUGAGCCUCAGGCUAACGAUGAUAUAAAUAGAAGUGCAUCCUGCAUCACAUCUGUCACACCAAGAGGACUGGCCCAAGAUGAAGAAGACACCUCCUUUGAAUCACUUUCUAAAUUCAAUGUCAAAUUUCCACCUAUGGACAGUGACUCUGCUUUCUUGCAUAGCACUCCAGAAAGACCCAACAUCCUUGGUCCUGCCGCGUCUGAGGUUGUGUGCCAGGAUAAAUUCAAUAUCGAUAUCAGAGACAACCCAGGAAACUUUGCUAAAACAGAAGAAACUUUAUUUGAAAUUCAGAGAGUUGACCCCAUAGCUUCAGCUAUACAAAACCUUAAAACAACUGACAAUACAGAAUCCUCAAAUCUUGUAAACACUUGUAUCAGGACCACUCUGGAUAGAGCUCCGUGUUUGCCACCUGGAGACCAUAAUACAUUGUAUGUAAAUACAUUACCACUUGAGGACCUGUCUCAUACAUCUUUUCCUUCACUUGAUUCCCCGGGAAAAGCUAUCCGAGGACCACAGCAGCCUGUUUGGAAACCCUUUCCUAAACAAGACAGUGAUUUCUCAUCGGUACUAAGUCGCACAGGCUCAGAACUGCAUAUACCUCCAGUAUGUGAAUUCUGUCACGAAGUUCUCCCGCCAUCCAUUACUUCCAUGGGGGAUUUCCUCCGGCAUCUUAAUUCACACUUUAAGGAGGAGACUUAAGACGCCUUUGAAAACAGACUUAUCACUGUUCUAUGUGAUGAUUCGGGGUUUGUAAUACUGUAGAUACUUGAUUGCAAAGUUAGUUCAAGAUCAUUUAUUGAAAAAUCACAGAUAUUUGAAUUUUUUCUAAACUUAUAUUGUAACCCUCCUUUAUUGUCUUUUAAAAGAUCAAAUUGCAGUUGAUUGUGUUCAUGUUUACAGUGUUUGUUACCAUAAUUCAAAAUUAUGUAUGUGACUUUCAGAAUUGUAUGACCAUAAUUUAUGUAUGCUUCAACUAUCUAAGCUUAUUGCUUGGAAUCCUAGUUAUAUCUAUUGAAUUUGGUGAUGUCAAAUGUUUCAUUUGUUUUCAUUAAAAAUUUUAAAUUAUU